AUGGAUAUCGAAUUUAUGAAACCAGUUAAGCCUUUAGUUUUCAAGGCUUUAAAAGACGUCGAUAUUGCAACUUUAAUAAAAUGCACACCGGAUGAAAUAAGACCGAUCAUACCAUGUCUAGUCCGUAUGGCUCUUAUAGCACCUCUUGAUAUAACUAGAUAUUGUGCUGAAGCUAAGAAAGACAUCCUGACUCUACUAUCUGGUAUUGAUCUAGUAAACUUCAUUGUAUCCUUACUGUCUAUUGAAUUCCAUGCUCUAGAAGUGGAUCUAAAGAAAGAACAACAAAUGCGCUUAAAAAGUGGAUCCCAGAAUACUGAAUCCUUUCUAAUACAGAAUGUAGUAAAUGGAAUUGCAAAUGAUUUUGAACAAUCUGAUUCUGCAAGAAGAGUUCGACUAGUUCUCUCUGAGUUGUUGCAGAUGCAAGCACAGUUGGCAGAGUAUAAUCAGAAUAAAAAUUCAAAUUCUGAAUCUUCUAUAAAACCCUCUGAACUAUUUGAUAAUGAAGUGUAUCUUGAAGAAAUAACUGAUGUUAUUUGCAUAAGUCUUGCUGAAUUACCAAAUCUGUUAAAUAUAUGUGAAAUUGUUGAAGUAUUACUGCAUGUGAACAAAGGACCAAUUAUUAUUUCUUGGGUUGUAGCGAAUAUGCCGGACACACUUUUAGAUGUGGCAGAAUCCUUGGUUUUAAAUGCUGAAAGAGGAGAAGAAGGUGGGAUUAGAGCCAAAACGUUAUCCACAUUAUGUGACGCCUGUCCCUAUAUUGCAACAGCUGUUAGAGCAAAAGCUGUAUCUGCUUCCAGACUACCAUGUUUAAUAAUAAACCUCACUUUAACACAUCAUCAAGACUUGGUAUCCUUCAUAUCUGGUUUGCUAUUGGGUUCAGACCAGAGUACCAGAGCAUGGUUUGCAACAUUCUUACGUAACUCCCAUAAAAGGGGGAAAGGAGAUGGUCAUGCAAUAUUAGUGAAGUUGCGCCAAGAACUUCUAAUUAGAUUAAAAGAAGCUUCAGCUGGGGUUGAUGCAUCUGCAUUAUUAAGAUUAUAUUGUGCCUUGAGAGGAAUCGCGGGAAUAAAAUUUCAAGAUGAUGAGGUGUCCGGACUUUUACGACUUGUGACACAGAAGCCACCACCGACCCCAGCUGGUGUGAGAUUUGUUUCCUUGAGUUUAUGUAUGAUCCUAGCAUGUCCUUCACUAAUGGCUGCUCCUGAACAUGAGAAGAAAGCAAUUGAAUGGGUACAAUGGCUUGUAAAGGAAGAAGCUUAUUUUGAAAGCAAUUCAGGCGUCACAGCUUCGUUUGGGGAGAUGUUGCUGCUAAUAGCAAUCCAUUUCCACUCUGGCCAACUGACGGCCGUCGGUGAACUAGUCUGUGCUACUCUUGGCAUGAGGGUCCCCGUGCGACCCAACGGACUGGCGAGGAUCAAGCAAGCCUUCACACAGGAAAUAUUUACUGAGCAGGUCGUUACUGCACACGCUGUUAAAGUUCCUGUCACUGCAAAUCUUAACAGCAACAUAUCCGGUUAUUUGCCUGUACAUUGUAUUCACCAAUUACUGAAGUCGCGAGCAUUUUCAAAACACAAAGUGCCCAUAAAAAAUUGGAUAUAUAGCCAAAUUUGCAACUGUAUUGCUCCCUUACAUCCAGUAAUGCCAGCCCUCGUCGAAGUUUACGUCAAUUCUAUUCUGGUUAUUAAUAAUAAAGGAACAAACGAAUACUUCAAUAAGCCAAUUACAGAAGAAGAAAUACGCAGGGUAUUCCGAAAAUCUAUUUUUGGUGUUAAUUAUGACUCAAACAGCAAACCAUUCACUUCUAUGGAUAUUGAUAGUGAAUCCACAGUUGACAUAAACAUUGAGAAACCAACUCUAGCCUCACAACUAUUAUUAAUUUAUUACCUGCUUCUGUACGAAGAUGUAAGAUUGGCUAAUACAGCUAUUCUGAUUGCUAAUGGAAGAAAAGUUAAAAGUUAUUCAACAACAUUUCUUUCGGAAUUGCCAAUAAAGUAUUUGCUACAUCAAGCCCAAAAGGAUCAAAUGAGUUAUGGUGGUCUUUUCAGCCCGCUACUUCGUUUGCUUGCGACUCAUUUUCCGCAACUGUCACUCGUAGAUGAUUGGAUGGAUGACCAGGUCUUUGGAGAUUCCUGUCGUCACCAAAUAGACAUUAAUCUUUCAGAAGUAUCUAUAAAUGAGGCAUUCCAGUGCAUUGAAGAAAAUCCAUAUAAAACUGGUAAAAUAUUAAAAGCCAUGCUUAAUAAAAAUCCUACUGACAUAUGGCCUUUCGCAGAAAUAUUUGUUAAAUACGUGAAGAGUGUGUUAGGAAGUAGAGUCCCAAGACAUAUACAAGAACUCUACAGAGAGGUUUGGUUGCGUUUGAAUACUGUUCUACCCCGAUGUUUAUGGAUAUUAACAAUUAACGCAUUGCUGGAUAUAAACAAUGGAUGCGGAAAAUACGUUACCAUAACACAGGAAAACGUUUUAGUUGAUCCUUUACAAGUCCUAAGAUGUGAUAUAAGAGUAUUUAGAUGUGGCCCUAUAUUGAAAAUAAUUCUUAGGAUUUUAGAAGCGAGCUUAGCUGCGUCGAGAAGCCAGUUAAGUCGUCAUUUAUUGGACAAGCCCCUUCUUGAAAAAAGCGGACAAUUGACAUCAGACUCCGAGAGAGAAGAAUUGAAAAAUGCCUUAGUUGCCGCACAAGAAAGUGCAGCACUACAAAUUUUACUAGAAGCUUGUUUGGAGACUGAAGAAGACCAAUCUAAACCCGAACUAAUGUGGUCUUUGAAAGAAGUUCGAAGUAUAAUAUGUUCGUUCCUACAUCAAGUGUUUAUAGCUGAGCCAUCACUCGCAAAAUUAGUACACUUCCAAGGAUAUCCGAGGGAAUUAUUGACAGUAACCGUCCAAGGUAUACCAUCAAUGCACAUAUGUUUAGAUUUUAUUCCUGAACUUCUGAGUCAAGCUUCUCUAGAGAAACAAAUUUUUGCUGUGGACUUGGUAUCUCAUCUGUCAAUUCAGUAUGCUUUACCAAAAGCUAUGUCCAUCGCGAGGUUAUGCGUGAAUACUCUAUCCACACUCCUAUCUGUUCUGCCAAGUGACCUGCGUCUGGAACUUUUUCAACCAGUUUUAAAAUCGCUCGUACGGAUUUGCAUAGCAUUUCCUUCCUUACUUGAAGAUAUAACAUCGUUAUUAUUACAAUUAGGUCGAAUUUGUGAAUCUCAGGUAUCACUUGGCCAUUGUUGGAAUGAUACAAAUAUAUUGGGCGAAGGCGCUUAUGUAUCGUCUGAAGUUCACAAUGACAGUAAAGUAUUACUCGCCGAGGUUUUAUGUAGAGACAUUAAAUCAACAAUGUCAGAAAUUAUACAGAAAGCACUUUUAAAUGAUAAACUGUAUUGA
This is a messenger RNA of Danaus chrysippus (African queen), 3372 nucleotides long. The record is from the annotation of a GenBank genome assembly. NCBI's taxonomy places the organism in Eukaryota, Metazoa, Arthropoda, Insecta, Lepidoptera, Nymphalidae.